GUAGACGACGACUAUGCAGUGUUUCGUUUGGAAAUAACUCAAAGCCAGAAAGAAAACAGGGUAAUACGGAGGAAACUACAGCUACUUGAACUGAAGGUGGCACGGGAGCGCGCAGAGAAGACAAUGCGAGAGCGCGCCCUCACCAGUAGUGUAAAGGUCCUCGACCGAUACAGAGGAAUGGCAAGAGGCGAAGGACAUCUCACUGGAGGCCACAGGAACUUUGUGAAGCCAGUGGGCCACAAUACAUGGAGAAAUGACCAACCCGUAGCUGUAGAUGAAGGGAGUGGAACCUCAACCCAGCACAUUAUCAUAAUAGAGUCUGCAGAUGCAGAGGCUGCAGGUUCUGAGGUCGAGCAGGAGAGAUCUGAAGGAGAGGAGAACCCACGGCACAGCAGAGACAUCCAGACUGGAGCAGCUGGAGUGCCCUAUGAAGCCACAGAGGACCCCACCACCGCUGCCGCUGCUCACGAGCCAAGAAACCGACGCAGCAUCACGGAGGAAGAGGAGGGUCCAGAGGUACUGCUGGUGAAGGAGGAGGGGUUUGAGGAGGGUCUGGGUAACCCUGAGGAGACCAUGGUCAUGGAGGACAACCAGACUACACCUCCUCCUGAACCCACAGAGGAACCAGCUGAGCAGCACAGGACCACACACAGUCUCACUGAGUCAGUAGACAUGGAGGAUGGGAAGCCUGAUCUGCAGCUGCUCAAAGUGGAGACAAUAGAGGACAGACCAGAGAGUGGACUAAAGAUGUGGGAUCAAGGUGGUUGGCUGGAGGCUAACAGAAGAGACUGGGCGGCCAUCUUAGAUUCCCAGACUGUUGCAGCCAAGGUCCCUGGGGACGGCAUCACCGUGCAGGCCAGGACCAGAGGCGACAUAGCGGAGUCUGCAGUCCAUGAGGACCUGCUGAUAUCCGGUGUUGCUGGCGGGAGAGACUGGACCUCUGAGGUGGCUGGUCAUAAACCCUGGCCCCAGAUCAGGACCCUGGAUGAGAAGCUUUCGCUCUUCCUUCCCGAGUCAGAACCAGGACCCAACCACGAGGGACAGAGACUCCACUACCACACAGAACACAACCAGUGGACAGGUGGACUGAACAACCUCAGUCCUGGUGGUCAUCAGAGAGACAGAGGCUCCAGUCAGGGAUCCAGUCUGCAGCCCAGAACCUUCUCUCCACAGUCUCAGUGCAGGGAUGGAGCAGGUCCUGGGGCUGAUAGAGAUAGACCCUCCUGUUCCUAUGAUACAAACACCACAGUAUCCAUGAUGAACAGAGCAGGUCACCCUGGGCUUCAGCCUUCAGAGAGAGUGGUGGGAGACCCCCCUGGUGGUAGUCUAUCAGGAAGUCUGUCGUCCCCUUCAGGAUCUUGUCUAAUGCUUAGUGACUGUGUUCAUAGAAAGCCUGGACCUGGGUCUAGCUUUCCUCAGUUACCUCAUGGUUACCCCACCAAUACAGACCGGGUCAGGAUGGGUGUUCACCACAAGAGGUAUCUAGCCUAUAACACAGCACACAAUCCCAAUAACACCCCAACAAUGGCUAGAGGUCAAGGAGGGAGCUUAAACACUAACCACCUGAGGGUGAUGGCUCCUGCUUCUACCUCCUCUGGUGUCAAUGGGUCACAACGUGGGAGGCCGAGUAUUAGGACAGACGCUGACAAGCCAUACGCCUGCCCCACGUGUGGGAAGCGCUUUACUGAGUCGAACUAUGUGAAGAGGCACCAGACCGUUCACACCAAGGAGAGGCCCUUCAAGUGCAAACGAUGUUACAAGAGCUUCUCCUUCCUGAGUAGCCUUAUCAGACAUAGGAGUGUCCACAAUGUGGAACAAUUGUAGCAGUGUGGCUUGAGAUGUACACCAGGGAUAUCUGGGAGCCAUUCUUUAGCUUAGCAAUUCUCAACUGGUGGGUCACAGGGAGGUUUGACAUGGGUCGCAGGUGUCUGAGUAAAAAAAAAUGUAUAUACAUAUAUAUAUAUAUAUAUGUACACAGUUGAAGUCGGACGUUUACGUACACUUAU
Molecule: messenger RNA, 2006 nt
Organism: Salvelinus namaycush (lake trout)
Lineage: Eukaryota; Metazoa; Chordata; Actinopteri; Salmoniformes; Salmonidae
Product: zinc finger protein 205-like
Exons: 7
Coding region: 124-1824 (566 amino acids)
Cellular component (GO): nucleus
Source: RefSeq, a predicted model, not a curated record